Molecule: messenger RNA, 4608 nt
Organism: Coffea arabica (coffee)
Lineage: Eukaryota; Viridiplantae; Streptophyta; Magnoliopsida; Gentianales; Rubiaceae
Source: RefSeq, a predicted model, not a curated record
AUGGCUGAGGAGUUAGAAAGGCUAUGCCAAAAUCUUGUGCUAAGGGAUGAUGAGCAGGAGGUGCUGUUAUUGCCCGAUGACAAUGACGGUGGCUCCAAUUUUGACGGCGAUCUGUGCAUUCUCAGAAAGCUGUUCAGUCGGAAGUCCUUCAACGCAGAGGCUAUGAUGGCUACCAUGAAGAAAUCUUGGAACCCGGCUAAAGGCCUCGAGUACUCGGCAGUUGGGGAUAACCUUUUCCUCUUCAAAUUUAACGACAUUGUAGACAAAAGGAAGGUUAUGGCAGGAUGUCCUUGGGCUUUUGAUGGAAGUUUGCUAGUUGUCAGUGAUUAUGUUGGUAACAUUCAGCCGUCCAAGGUGAAAUUGGAUCACUGCUCUUUCUGGGUUCAAGUAUACAACCUCCCUUUGGGAUGGAUGAACGGAAGAACGGCGGACUUUAUAGGGAGCAAACUUGGCACGUACGAGGGAUUUGAUGCAAAGGGUGGUCUCUCUGUGGGUAAGUUUUUGCGCAUUCGGGUUAAGCUAAACCUCAAUAACCCUCUCAAACGGCUGAUGAAGCUUCUAAUUGAGGGUGCGGUAUGUGAGGUUCACUUUCGCUAUGAGCGCCUUCCUACGCAUUGCAAUUUUUGUGGUCGUAUUGGACAUGGAGAAAGGGAUUGCGAGGACAAACUAGAUGUUGCUAAGGCCUCAGAUUCUCCAAGUUUGGUUGGCAGUCCUGAUCCUACCCAAAGACCAGACGUCCAAAUUCCCAGCACCUUGGUAGCAACCCAGCGCAGACCUCUCUCUCUGGAUAACGAUCAACCAAUCCUUUCAACGGCAUUGGUCACUGAUAGUUCCCCAACAGCACAGGUGCAUAUGACUGAUUCCUCCUGGCGUUUGACUGGUUUCUAUGGUCAUCCAGAGGCGACUAAAAGAAAACAUACUUGGGAUAUUAUGCGCAAACUCAGUACAUUAUGCUGCCUACCAUGGGUCUGCAUGGGUGACUUCAACGAGGUACUCACUCAAGAGGAAUUUCAGGGCGCUACAUGGAGACCGAAAUGGCAAAUUAUGAACUUUCGGAAGGCACUUUCGGACUGUAAUUUGUUUGACUUAGGCCAUGAAGGUAAUCGCUUCACUUGGUGUCGGAAUAGGUCGGCUCCUGACACAACUAGAGCUCGUCUGGACCGCGCAUGCGUCUCCCAUGACUUUCUCACCUUGUUUCCUGAUGCCAGGAUCUAUCACUCACAUGCUCUUUUUUCCGAUCAUGUCCCUAUUGUCUUAAGAUUAUCGUGCUUGCAUGACCUCUUUAAAGCUCGCAGCAAAUCUAGGAGGGACAAACGCUUCAUGUUUGAAGCAAUGUGGAUCAGAUCCGAAGACUGCGAACGCAUUAUCCAAAAUUCCUGGAAGUAUAGCUCGACAGAAGAUGCUUGUGUCAACUUGGUUAUGAAGACAAAUAGUUGUAGGUUAGGCCUUCUCCAAUGGAGCAAACAGUUCUUCGGCAACCAUACUAAGGUUGCGGAUGAACUUCGGCAAAGGAUUUCUCGCCUCCAACAAGGCGUUUUGACGGACUCUAUCAAAGCUGAGAUUGGUUCUUUAACUACCCAGCUAGAGGAGCUUCUGGACAAGCAAGACAUCAUGUGGAAACAACGAAGGAAAGUGCAGUGGUAUAGAGAGCGUGAUCGAAACACAGCUUACUUCCAUGGCCUGGCUUCCCAGAGACGAAAGCAUAAUCAGAUUGUUGGCCUUUUCGAUAACAAUGGUUCUUGGUGUCAGUCACAGGAGGAUCUAGAAUCUAUUAUCAUGGAACAUUUUGGCACAAUCUUUUCUACUUCGCAGCCUACUUCUCUGGCAAUUGAUGCAGUCAUCCAGCGAGUGCGGGGAUGCGUUUCCAAGGAAAUGAAUGAUUGUCUCCUGCGUACCUAUACUGCCAUUGAGGUAACAAAGGCUUUGAGUCAAAUGCAUCCUUUUAAAUCUCCUGGACCGGAUGGCAUGUCACCAGUCUUCUACCAAAGAUAUUGGCAUAUUGUUGGUCGAGAUGUCACUCGUUGGGCUCUUACUGUCCUAAACGAGGGCACCUUACCUACGAGUCUUAAUCACACCUACGUUGUCCUUAUCCCUAAGUGUCACAGUCCAUCCAGUAUCACCCAAUUUCGUCCCAUUAGUCUUUGCAACGUAGUUUAUAAGCUAGCCUCUAAGAUCUUAGCUAAUAGGCUUAGGAACUGUCUUCCCAAAGUCAUCUCUCCUUGUCAAUCUGCAUUCAUCCCUGGGCGCUGUAUCACUGAUAAUAUCCUAAUUGCUUAUGAAAUCAAUCAUUCCCUUAAGCUGAAAUCCUAUGGGCAGGAGGGUUCGAUGUCCAUUAAGUUGGACAUGAGCAAAGCAUUUGAUAAGGUCGAGUGGCCUUUUCUUCGACAUAUGAUGAUAGCUUUAGGUUUCCAUUCCACUUUUGUGGACAUUGUUUUUCGCUGCAUUUCUAAUGUGUCUUACACUUUCCUACAUAAUGGGUCCCAACUUGGGAACCUACAACCCCACCGUGGUAUCAGACAGGGGGAUCCAUUAUCACCCUACUUGUUCUUGAUCUGUGCCGAAGGCUUUUCUUGUUUGUUGCAGGAAGCUAAACGUUGCGGAAGCAUCUCAAGUUUUCGGAUCGGCUCACGCGGACCCAAACUAUCUCACCUAUUGUUUGCCGACGACACCUUAUUAUUCGGCAAGGCAUCGCUGCAGGAAGCUCAGCACAUAAAGACAAUCCUUGACCUUUACAAAGCAGCUUCAGGUCAGGAGGUUAACUUUGAUAAAUCAGCAGUGGUCUUCAGCAAAAACACAGACCCCGCAGUUCGUCGAAGUAUCACACAGCUUCUUAACAUCAAGGAAGUUCCCACUCACGACAAAUAUCUUGGCCUUCCUACUGUUGUUGGUGGCUCCAAGUCUGAAGUUUUUUCAUCUGUAAAGGAGAGAAUCUGGAAGAAGAUACAUGGAUGGAAUGAACAGCGCCUCUCAACGGCAGGUAAGGAAAUCAUGAUCAAGGCUGUUGUCCAGACCAUUCCAACAUACUCAAUGUCCUGUUUCAAGUACCCGGACUCCUUGAUUUCCGAUAUUCAAUCUACGAUCAGUAACUUUUGGUGGGGUGAUGGCACAAAGCAGAGACCAAUCCACUGGGUGAGUUGGGAUAGAAUGUGCUCGUCCAAAAAUGAUGGGGGCAUGGGCUUCAGACAACUUAAGGCUUUCAAUUUAGCUUUAUUGGCUAAACAGGCAUGGCGUAUUGCAACUCAACCAUCUACUCUGCUUCAUCAGGUUUUUAAGGCUAAAUAUUUCCCAACAAAGGACUUUUUUCAUGACGAGUCUGCUUCCAGGCCUUCUUUUACUUGGAGGGACUGUGCGCUGUUCGAAGAUAUUUACUCUCUGGUAGCAGAUGGCGAGUUGGAAAUGGGAACCAUAUUAGAAUCUGGAAAGAUAGGUGGAUUCCACGCCCUUCUACUUUCAAAAUUAUAUCCCGAUAAGAUUGAGCUGAUUAUGGGUAUUCCAUUGGGUGAUAGUCGCAAUCAAGAUAAGCUCAUCUGGCACUAUUCUAAAAAUGGCUCAUUGACAGUAAAAAGUGCCUACCACCUUAUCAAAACACAAUCUACAUGCUGGCAAGAUGUAGCUUCAGGGAGUAAUGGCUCGGUGCAGGAUCUUUGGCCUCGCCUGUGGAGGCUCAACAUACCAAACAAAGUUAAGAUAUUCUUGUGGCGUAUCUGCAAGGGUAUUCUACCUACAUCUUCCGCACUGAAUAGCCGUGGAGUCUACCUUGACCCUAUGUGCCUUUUAUGUAAGGCCCCUGUCGAAGAUGUAAAUCACCUCUUCUUGUGCUGUCCGGUAGCAGUUCAGGCUUGGGCCCUCAGUUUUCUUACACUAAAGAUAAGGUUAGACUCCGCCAAGCAGGUCUCUUCUUGGUUGCCUGGCCUUCUGAAUCUCUUGAAGAAGCAGGACAUGGAAUUGGUAGCCAUAAUUCUUUGGAAUCUAUGGCUUAACCGAAAUGGUGCUUUAUUCGAUGGUUCAUAUCGGGAUCCGCUCAGUCUAGUCUCUCUCUCUAUCAAUUUCUUACGGAAGUACCGGGAAGCCAACACAUCUCCAAAUACUCCAAUUAGCACUUCCAUUGCUCCACUUCAUUGGACAAAGCCCCCUGUGGGCUUCCUAAAGGCGAACUUCGAUGGCGCAGUUUUCUCCGAAUAUGGCUACUCUGGUGUUGGAGUUGUUGUGAGGGACGAGCGGGGCAAUUUUGUUGCAGGAACUUCUCACAAAAUCUCUGGUAUCUUUUCCCCUGAGGUCAUCGAAGCCUAUGCUGCGAGAACUGCAAUUUCCUUGCUGCUUCAAUGGAAAGUGCCCAACAUUAUUUUGGAGGGAGACUCUUUGAAGAUCAUCAACAUGCUUAAGCUUAUGGAGUUUGAUGACUCCGCCUAUGGGGUGUUGUUAGAUGAUAUCUUUGUUAGGUUACAGAACUUCGCCGCUUGGGAGGCUAAUUGGGUCCCUAGGAAGGCCAAUGUGCCAGCACAUUUAUUAGCUAGAAAUGCUCGCUCUAUUUCAGAUAUCUGUAGUUGGAGUUAUUCUCCACCAUCUUUUCUUCUCUCUGCAAUUUCGGCGGACCUAUCCUCACCUUAA